This is a messenger RNA of Diorhabda carinulata, 2819 nucleotides long. Its product is annotated as arrestin domain-containing protein 5-like. Gene Ontology annotation, biological process: protein transport. Bases 296 to 1540 code for a protein of 414 amino acids. The record is from RefSeq and is a predicted model, not a curated record. NCBI's taxonomy places the organism in Eukaryota, Metazoa, Arthropoda, Insecta, Coleoptera, Chrysomelidae. Gene Ontology annotation, cellular component: cytoplasm. The transcript is spliced from 9 exons.
AUAUUUCGAAUCCUGAUUCUCGAAAGAAUAUCAAUAUUAUGCCGGAAUCGAUUCUACUAUAGGUUAUGUGUAUAAUUUACGUAAACCCCUUGACGAGUAGAUGUGUAUGUAUGGUCUACUUCAAAUAAAUACAAAGAAACUGUGGAAGCAAAUUGCAAGACUAUUAAGCUAUCUCAUUGUCAGCACAUACACUAAUUUUUUAUACUUAUAUAUAACUAUCAGUUAAUGAAGUGUACUUAUUUAAUUAUCAAGGUCAUUUAACUUGUUUUGGAAAAGCCCAUAAUUCUGAGUGAAAAUGGUUCACUGUAAGGUAUGGUUAGAUAAUUAUCACACAGGAAAGUAUUAUCCUGGAAGCCAAAUCGAGGGAAAAGUAAUAUUAAACUUCAAUAGUGAUACAAAAUUCAGAAAUAUCAAAAUUCGUCUCAUAUGCAAUGAACACACAGAGUGGAGAACUACAGAAAGCUACACUGAACCUGGAAGUAAUGAAUCCAAAACAAGAGAUGUUAAUAUAUAUUCUGAUAACAAUGUAGUUUCUACUGAAAUUAUUUUAUUUGGAGGAAGUUCUGGUACAGCAACUUUACCUCCUGGUCAACACAUGUAUCCUUUCCGUGUUAUGUUACCAAUAAACAUACCUUCCUCUUUCAAUUGUGAAUUUGGUUCCAUCACAUACAAAAUAAUAGCCUUAGUUGAUAGACCAAUGGCUGUUGAUUAUGAAGAUCAGUUUAUUUUUAUUGUUGAUUCAUUGAUAGAUUUGAACCAUCUACAUAAUCCACAACUUUUGCAAUCUACUUCAUAUUCGGAUGAUAAAACAGUAUGUUGCCUUUGUUGUGCUCAAGGACCAAUUACUAUGGAUGUAACACUUCCCAAAAGAACACUGAUACCUGGAGAAGUUGUGAAUAUUCCGGUCAGAAUCAGUAACAUGUCUAACACAAAUAUCGAAUCUCUAGAACUAAAAUUGAUACAGAAAAUUGAAUGUAAAUCUACAACAUCUGUCGAAGACAAAUCAAUUGAAAAUACUCCAAUAAAUUUACAUGAAGUUGGUGUUGGAGCACAUGGAGAACAUACAUUUACAUUGGCUGUCCAAUUGCCGAAUAAUUUUGUUGUGCCAAACUUUACUGACUGCAAACUAUUUAAAGUCAAUUACACCUACAGGGUUAUUGCACAUCUACCAGGAGUUCAUUCUGCUCUAGUAAUUGAUAUGUACCCUGAAUUGGGACACAUAGAAAUAGGUCAGCAAGCUCCCAUAAAUGGCUAUGGUGAAGGUCCUAAUAGUAAUUCUGCUGGUAUCCCAUUAUAUCCAGGAACAUAUCCACCACCUGGUGCAGGAUUUCCUCAAUAUCCUCCACAAGGAGCAUAUUCACCAGUUCCAACUCAACCUUUUCCUCAACCACCUGGUGUAUAUCCUCCACAAGGAUAUCCUCCAAUGAGCUCUGGACCAGGAUAUUCCUCAAAAGCUCAAGAAGCAGGUAUAUAUCCUUCAGCACCAGCACCACCUAUGGGAGAACAAUUUCCUCCUUCUUAUGACAAUAUUUCAAAAUAAACAUCAAUUACAACUCCUUGGAUCAUCAUGCUUGCUGUAUGUAGGAACUCUGAAACGCUGAAAUGAAAGUGCUGCUAUUAGUUAUUAUACUAGUUAAUAUAAAAAUUUCAAAUUUAUAUGCUGUUCUAAAAAUAUAUUUUUAUAAUGAUUAGAAUUAAAUUAAAAAAAAAAUCCAACUAGCCACCAAGAAGAAAAUAACCCAAUAAGGUUUGUGAACUGAUGUAGUUAAUGUGGGCAAUUUGAAAUCUUUCUAGCUGGUUUAAUAAAUUAUGUUUAUGAAAUUUUAGGUUUAUUUUCAUAACCAUCAGUAUUAGUAAGUAAAUUUGCACUAUAACGGCCGGUUUCAUAAUACGAGGGCCGUUUAUUUUUUCAAUCUCCGAUCGCUCUGUGCAGACGCUACGCGGGCAUGGGCUGUAGGCGACUGCGAAGCUCUCGCACUACACACUCCGCCAUUGUUGACAUUUAGGCGUCAGUCGGCGUUGUGCUACAGCCACGUAAAUAAGUCCGCCAUUAUCGAUGCUCCCGCCAAGUAUGAAUUGCGAAGUGUGAUUCGUUUUCUACAGGCUGAAGGCCAUAGUGAUGCAUAAUUCACGACUAUUUAUUUAAAAUUAAGUAACUGCGUUUGCACAAUCAUUUAUAUACCUUAAUAAAAUUUUACAAAGCUCUAGAACAAAAAGAAACGAAAGAAAUAAAUAAAUAGACUUACCUAGAAAUUAUUUAGAAGAAAUACUGUAAAUAAACCGCCUGCUGCUCAAAUAUAUAUAUACAUAUAAACAUCAAGAAUUCCGCCAUCUAUCAAAAACGUUAUACACGCCGCGCGAAUUCACCGAAUUCUUAGAAUUUUAUAGUAACUGGACAGGGCCGACCUAGAGAACCAUUUUGCGAACUUGUUCAUAAUAAUACAAACUCCGCUCUUACGGUAUCAGACAAAAUAUUUUCUCGAGGAAUGCUGAACGGAACGAAUGGCGAAUGACACGAUCGGUGAUGAACAAUGUGAAUUACUUACUUUAAAAACUAAGUUAAAGUACCCUUUAAUCUAAAGGAACAUUUAGGUAAAGUGCCAAUUAGGGUGGGAUUAUGAAACCGGCCAUUAGAUGUACAAACAGUGAGGAAACCUUAUUUUUAAAACUUUUUUAUAUCAAUUACAUAAAUUGUUAAUGUAUUUUUGUAUGUGUUUACACCUAAAUUUAUAUGAUGUGGCAAAUUUUUGUUGUGACUAGCUUAUUAUUCUAAAGUAUGAUAUUUGAAUGUUUUUUAUGAAUAAAUGAUAUAUAUAAUA